UUACCUCGCGCAGUACUGCUCCUGGAUAUUGCUGAUUCAGUGGGACACACGUCGUUGCUUAAAUUGAAAUUCUGAGCACAUUCAUUCGUUUGAUCGUAUUGAUGUUUCGUUCGUAUCGAUGUCGAUGUUUUCUUUUUCCUGCGACAGGCUGACAUCAUGCAGGUGCAUCCAAUGUACUUCAUCCUUGCCGUUUACCACGCUGGAACGCUGUCAAUCAUGUACCCGCGUUCUUGCGUCUGCAAUGAAAUAGUCUUCGCCGAGAAGUUCAUCAAGACAACCGACAUGGCUGUUCCUGGACUGAUCAUCAAGCUUUUGGGAAUUGUUUUAAGCCUCAUUUCUAUCAACACAUCAGGCUACAACGUGUUCAACAUGGGUGCACCACCGUUGCGUUUACCUCAUGACAUUUUAGACGAUACCUAAAUCAACAAUCUCAUCAAGCUCAAGAGUUUUGUGACUGUUGGACAUACGUGGCUGGAACGUUGCAGACUAAACUAAAUCAUUGCUUAGAAGAAAAAAAAGAACUUUGAUACGCUAGCAAUUUUAUGCGACUACUAGCGCCACUUUCCAAGUGUGAGACCUGACGCUUUUAUUUUGUGCUAUUGUUAACGCUUGUUGUUACACAAAUCGUCGGAGGACGCCACUGACAUCUGAGACUUUCGGAGCAAGGCGUAGUUGCUGUUGAAAACAGUGCAUUUCUUUCUGGUAUCGUUGACCUGGAGAGGCCCAAUCCGUUUGUUUUAUAAGUGCUAACAGCAUUUUACAUGGCCUCAGCGUUGUUCGCAUGCACAAGAUGCAACGCACGACACCCAUUCGAAGAACUUUCUCAAGGGCAGCAGCUUUGUAAAGAUUGCCGCGGCGCUUUUCCCAUUGUCAAAUGCACCUACUGCCGCACCGAAUACCAGCAAGAAAGUGGCAAAGUCGGUACAGGAGUCAUCUGCAAGAAGUGUGAGCAGAAUGUAAAAGCUUAUGGAAAGCCAACAGCCUGCGAAUACUGCAACAUCAUCGCUGCUUUCAUUGGCACCAAGUGCCAGCGGUGUACAAACUCUGAGAAGAGAUACGGACCCCCUGUAAGCUGCGAGCAAUGCAAGCAACGCUGCGCCUUUGACCGCAAGGAUGACAGUCGGCGAAAGGUUGAAGGCAAGCUGCUGUGCUGGCUCUGCACGUUGUCUUUUAAGAGGGCCGUGGCCAAGACUAAGCACAAUGACCCGAAUCACCAUCACAGCCAUCAUCACCAUCGGUCGUCAUCGGGUUCUGGUGGAGGCACAAACACUGGUUCUUCCACCGGACAGAAUCAUCACCACCACCGGAAGCACUCCCAUUCCUCGUCAUCGCUCUCCAACAGCAAGGUUGGCAGUGAUCAUGGAAGUGCCAAAAGACCACGGCUGGAUCCAACCAAGUUGGCGAACGGCAGUACUCCUCUGAGGAGCACCCCAGAGACCAGCGGCUUGCUGGACCCGAACAGCAGCGAUCACGUGGUGGCACUGACGCAGCUGCGUGAGCAGGUAUCCUCCCUGCAGAAACAGCUGAGCCUGAAAGACCAGCAGCUGCUUGCCAAAGACAAGCAGAUUGCGGAGCUCAAAGCUCACAUGUCUUCAGAUGAACGCAACGCUCGAGAAAAAAUGCAGGCGGAGAAGAAGAAGCAUUCGGAAGUCGUUCAGGACCUUAUGAACAAGCUGCUGACGUUGCAGAAACAGAUUGCAGCCAAGGCGAAGAGCAAUCGGAAGAACACAACAGCGACAAUAGACAGCCCCUCUUCCCUGAUCACGUGACGGAAGUCUCUUGCAUCUCGUCUCCCACUCUCUUUUACCCGGUCUGAAUGGAACAAGUGGCAGUCAUUAUCUGAUUUCUCCGACAUCACUCCAUUAUAUUGCUCUUCUCCUGCCCUUCUCUCCCCCCCCCUCCAUUUAUCAGGAGGCGAAAUCACGUCUCUGUAUGUUUACUUUUGUUUCAACACUUGUAGCAAAUGUGCUGGAUUUUGUGAUGAGCGAUGUGCAACCCACAUUAUGGUUAGGUGCCGGUUCUCAAGUCAUGUUCUAAGCUUUGGUGAUUUUAAUGGCAGUGGAGUACUUGAACGUUGCAAGGCCUAGCUCGCGGACUCUUCAGAUGCAGUAUCUCGGACCCACCCGGCCUUAACAAGUGCAAGAUGAACAGGCUCACCCCUCCCCCCCCCCCUUUAUUUCACCCCAGGGAUAUAUGAUAGACCCUUUAAACUAUGGACCUUUGCAUAGUAAUCGUUAGCAGAUUAGGCAACUAGCACAACAUGUACACAUCCAACGUCCACCACCCAAGCGUAAUCAACACAUUCACAUGAGAUUAUACCAAUUUGCAAAUGUGUUCUGUCACCACUUUGGAGACACGAUGCCUCGCGUUAACGUGCGCAUCUAGUGUGUGGCAGCACCGUUCACUUUGUGUAUUGUUGCAUUCUUACCUGCGGCUAGGACUUAUGUGGAUCUGAUUAUCAGUCCAGCAACACUCGUGGUAAUAAAGUUAGGUUAUCCUCUCUACAGUCAUAAUAUGACAUUAACUGUAGCUGCUAAAUUUGCGGACUUAGCUGAAGACGGUUGUUCUAAGUUAUUUAGUGUGAGGAUUUUUCUUGAUAGUUGCAACAAUUAGGUUUGUAGAGGUAUCAGGGCUUUGAAUGUCUUGAUUUCUUAUCUAAGUAGUGAGUGGGAGUUGGAAUUUUCAUUUAUAUGACUUGUAAGUCACGUUUGCUUGCAUGUGUUCGUGACAACUAAGACUGAGAUAUAGUGUUGAGAGCGGAGCCACCUGUUUGGGCCACUGAUUGAAAUGGAGCGUAGUUAUGGGCUGUUCUUGAUUAGGUAAUUCUGAGAUUCACGUGGCCGAGAAAGUUUGAAAUAUUAUUGAGGAGGGUGGUGGUACUCCAUUGCCAUAUUCAGAUACCCUUGAUUUGUUUUUAAUGGUGGCAAGUCAACACCUGGUAAUUCGGUUGGUGAAAGUCCAUCGCCUUUACUGUCACUACUGGCAAUCUGUGUGUUUAUAUAGUCCUUAACUGGAGCUCUUGGACUCUCUUCAUUCGAAUGUUGUUCUAGUGGAAAGUCCAUGUAUCCACACACACACACGAGGUGUAGGUUCGAUUACGUGAAAUGAUUAUUUAAGAACGCUCCCUCCUUUCUCUCUCCGAAACGUUGAGAUCUGGAUUCGAAGGUCCCUACAGUCCACAUGGUGUUUUUAUUUUCUUACAAAGUCGUUUUUAUCUGUUUCAGACUGCAUGUGUUUCUCAACAAAAUGUCGAAACCAUCUCCAUUCUUGUUUUUAUACUUUUUAUGAAACGUUCUCGUUUAAGUAGAAUAUGUUUUGCUCUAAGCAGACUGGCAGGAUGUGAAUCUAGAAAUAGUUUGAACGUGUUGUGGUGGUGCUUUCGGUGAGUGAAGUAAAGGUACCGAGAGAUGCACUUAAAAAGCGCUUUUGCGGCGGCUUGCGAUUUGCCCCUGUGAUGCUGCCAAGAUUGACUGCAGGCGACCGUGAAAGCGCCAUUGAAGCAAUUUCGAGCAACCAAGUAUCACACCCACCAAAAAGCCCUCCUUGGAGUGGAAAUCAGAACUGGUUUUGUGUGAGUGUUAAGUGUGUUAGCAUGUGCCAUGCAUUGAGAAAUUUGUGUUUUGCAACUGCAUGUGCCAGUCUGCUUAAGCAGUCAUCUUUUUCAGUUUGCAGCAUUGUACAUUCAAAAAAAUGGCAAAAACAAUAAAUUUACUCGCCAAAAA
Messenger RNA from Rhipicephalus microplus (southern cattle tick), 3722 nucleotides. Its product is annotated as protein FAM76A-like. The record is from RefSeq and is a predicted model, not a curated record. Gene Ontology annotation, cellular component: nuclear speck. Lineage: Eukaryota; Metazoa; Arthropoda; Arachnida; Ixodida; Ixodidae.